Molecule: messenger RNA, 2160 nt
Organism: Zonotrichia albicollis (white-throated sparrow)
Lineage: Eukaryota; Metazoa; Chordata; Aves; Passeriformes; Passerellidae
Gene: FAM20C
Product: FAM20C golgi associated secretory pathway kinase
Biological process (GO): enamel mineralization; protein phosphorylation
Cellular component (GO): Golgi apparatus
Molecular function (GO): protein serine/threonine kinase activity
Source: RefSeq, a predicted model, not a curated record
GCCCCCGCUGGCCGACGGCGACCUCCUCUUCAAUGUCAACAGCGACAUCAGGUUCAACCCGCGGGCGGCCGAGCAGCCCGAGUGGCAAAAUGAAGAUCAUCAUGAAGAAUUUUUACCAACUGGAGAGACCUCCAUAGACUCCUACCCAAACUGGUUAAAAUUCCACAUUGGCAUUAAUCGGUACGAGCUGUAUUCCAGACAUAAUCCUGCAAUUGAGGCUUUACUGCAAGACCUUGUCUCCCAAAAGAUAACCAGUGUUGCAAUGAAAUCAGGAGGCACCCAGCUGAAACUGAUCAUGACAUUCCAGAACUAUGGACAAGCGUUGUUCAAACCAAUGAAGCAAACCAGAGAACAAGAAACCCCGCCUGACUUUUUUUACUUCUCAGACUAUGAGAGACAUAAUGCAGAAAUAGCAGCAUUUCAUCUCGACAGGAUCCUGGAUUUCCGGCGCGUGCCCCCGGUGGCAGGCAGGCUGGUGAACAUGACCAGGGAAAUUCGAGAUGUUACUCGUGACAAGAAGCUGUGGAGAACAUUUUUCAUCUCACCAGCCAACAACAUCUGCUUCUACGGGGAGUGCUCCUACUACUGCUCAACAGAGCACGCCCUGUGUGGGAAACCAGACCAGAUCGAGGGGUCCCUGGCUGCUUUCCUGCCUGACUUGUCCUUAGCAAAAAGGAAAACCUGGAGAAACCCCUGGAGGCGUUCCUACCACAAGCGCAAGAAAGCAGAAUGGGAAGUUGAUCCAGAUUAUUGUGAAGAGGUUAAACAAACACCCCCAUAUGACAGUGGGACCAGAAUUCUGGAUAUAAUGGAUAUGACAGUUUUUGAUUUCCUAAUGGGUAACAUGGAUCGACAUCACUACGAAACCUUUGAGAAGUUUGGAAAUGAAACUUUUAUUAUCCACUUAGAUAAUGGAAGAGGGUUUGGAAAAUAUUCCCAUGAUGAACUUUCCAUUUUGGUGCCUUUAAACCAGUGCUGCAGAAUCAGGAAAUCUACCUAUCUGCGAUUACAGCUGCUAGCCAAGGAGGAGUACAAACUCAGUCUCCUGAUGAAAGAAUCUUUGCUAAAAGACAAAAUAGCUCCAAUCCUGUACCAGCCUCACUUGGAGGCCAUGGACAGGCGGCUGCGGAUUGUGCUCAAGGCUGUCAGUGACUGCAUAGAGAAGGAUGGCUAUGACAACGUGGUGGAAAAUGACUUUAACACUGAUGUUAACACUGUUGCCACUGAGAGGUAGUGAAAUGGCAAGACUACGUUUUUACCAGCCGAGUCAAGAAGAUUCAAAGAAGGAAAAGAAACAAAAGAACAACAACAACAAAAAAUAAAAGUCUUGCAAAAGACUGUGUAUGCUACUUUGUGAAUUCAGUGAAUUCAGAAAUGAGAUAUAAUUGUUCCCAAAGUAGGUAAAGUGUAGACUCUGCAAAGGAAUAGUUCAUUAAGAAAAAAUAAGUCUAAUGUGAUGCUUUUCAUUAGUUCCUGAAGAGAGAUUAUGAAAAGAUUCAGAAAAUAUUCAAUCAUGGACAGACAGCAGUCUGAUAGCAAAACACCUCCUGUCCUUUUUGUAUAGAAAGGAGGCCUUUACUUAAUAUUUUGUAUUUAUAUAUGGUAUAUCUAUGAAACCCCAGACCUACCUUCCAAAUUUAACUAAGAGGGACAGCAUAGUUUUGUGACUCACACUUUAUUUGUGGUGACAGUCCACUUAAUAUUUUGUGUUAACCCUUUAAGUGCUCUAAUCCACUGUAUCUUAUUUAAAUUGAAUGCUUAUUUUCCCCCCAGCUACUCAGCAUUUAAAGGGUUAAGGCAUUAUGAACUUUUAAAGGCAAAAAAUAAUAAUAAUAAUGAUAAUAAUGAUAAUAAAUACAGGGGUUACCAGAAGGGAAUUUCACUAAUUGUGCUUUGACAGGAAUACUUGAAUGUUGGUUUUACAAAGUGAUGUAAAAUGACAAGUUGUACUAUUUGUCCAUAAGGAGGUGGCAGCUCUUAUCUUUCUAGACUAUCAUAGCUGAGCUGCUACUUUUCAAUUUUGCUUUUGAUAGUUUUGUGUAAAUAUAUACAUAUAUGGGUAAAAAGCUGCUUUCAGCAGCUCUAGGCUUACUUUUGCAGCAUUUUUGUGGAAUUGUUUGCAACGUGGUAAAAGUGCAAUAAAGAUAUGCAAAAUGUGUA